Salvelinus namaycush (lake trout) is the source of this 2609-nucleotide messenger RNA. RefSeq names its product hyaluronan synthase 2 (gene has2). Gene Ontology annotation, molecular function: hyaluronan synthase activity. The coding region runs from base 1 to 1665 and encodes 554 amino acids. Gene Ontology annotation, biological process: hyaluronan biosynthetic process; extracellular matrix assembly. NCBI's taxonomy places the organism in Eukaryota, Metazoa, Chordata, Actinopteri, Salmoniformes, Salmonidae. The record is from RefSeq and is a predicted model, not a curated record. The transcript is spliced from 3 exons.
AUGAAAUGUGAUAAAGCUCUCACCUACCUAAGAAUUUUCGGGACGACAAUGUUUGGAGUCUCGCUACUUGUGGGAAUUUCUACCGCCUACAUCAUGGGCUACCAGUUUUUCACCACGGCACGAAACCACUUGUCCUUCGGGCUGUACGGGGCCAUCCUGGUCAUCCACCUCAUCAUCCAGAGUCUGUUUGCUGUCCUAGAACACCGGAACAUGAGGAGAUCCCUGGAGACGCCCAUCAAACUCACCAAAUCACUGGCCCUGUGCAUUGCAGCCUAUCAGGAGGACCCGGCCUACCUGAGGAAGUGUUUGGUAUCGGUCAAGAGGUUGACCUACCCGGGCAUCAAGGUCAUCAUGGUGAUCGACGGGAAUAACGAGGAAGACAACUACAUGAUGGAGAUCUUCCGGGAGAUCAUGGGGUGGGAUAAAGCCACCACGUACGUCUGGAAAAAUAACUACCACCACCGGGGACCUGAGGAGACGGACCAGAUGUACGCUGAGAGCCUGCAGGCCAUCUCGCGCCUUGUGCUCAAUAAUAAAUGUGUCUGCAUCAUGCAGAAGUGGGGAGGCAAGAGGGAAGUAAUGUACACAGCCUUCAAAGCCCUGGGGAGGAGUGUGGACUAUGUUCAGGUGUGUGACUCUGACACUAUGCUGGAUCCUGCGUCCUCUGUGGAGAUGGUGAAGGUUCUGGAGGAAGACCCCAUGGUGGGAGGAGUGGGAGGAGACGUCCAGAUCCUGAACAAAUACGAGUCCUGGAUCUCGUUUCUUAGCAGCGUCCGUUACUGGAUGGCCUUCAACAUCGAGCGGGCGUGUCAGUCCUACUUCGGCUGCGUCCAGUGCAUCAGCGGACCACUGGGAAUGUACAGGAACAACCUGCUCCACGAGUUCAUAGAGGAUUGGUACAACCAGACCUUCAUGGGCAGCCACUGUAGCUUCGGCGACGACCGCCACCUCACCAACCGCGUGCUGAGCCUGGGCUACGCCACCAAGUACACGGCCCGGUCCAAGUGCCUGACCGAGACCCCCAUCACCUACCUGCGCUGGCUGAACCAGCAGACCCGCUGGAGUAAGUCCUACUUCAGAGAGUGGCUCUACAACGCCAUGUGGUUCCACAAACACCACCUCUGGAUGACCUACGAGGCUGUCAUCACCGGGUUCUUCCCCUUCUUCCUCAUCGCCACGGCGAUACAGCUGUUCUACCAGGGGAGGAUCUGGAAUAUCCUUCUCUUCCUGUUGAUCGUCCAGGCGGUCGCCCUCAUCAAGUCCUCCUUUGCCUCCUGCAUGAGGGGCAACAUCGUCAUGGUCUUCAUGUCCUUCUACUCAGUGUUGUACAUGUCCAGUCUGCUACCGGCCAAGAUGUUCGCUAUCGCCACCAUAAACAAGGCCGGCUGGGGCACGUCAGGGAGGAAGACGAUCGUGACUAACUUCGUAGGGCUCGUUCCCAUAUCGGUCUGGUUCACCAUCCUCUUCCUUGGCAUUAUCUAUACGGUCGUCCAGGAAACCAGAAAAGAUGUUCCUUUUCCAGACUCUGAAAAGAUAGUGUUAAUGGUGGGUGCGAUAGUGUACGCCAGCUACUGGGUCAUGCUGUUGACGUUGUACAUGGUGCUGAUCACUAAAUGUGGCAAGAGGAAGAAAGAACAGCAGUAUGAUAUGGUGCUGGAUGUAUGACAUCUCCCUCCUCAUCCUCCUCCUCCCCUGAAACUCCUCGGUUGGGUCUUAAACGCCACUCUAUUUCCUGCAUAGUGCACUACUUUUGACCAGGGUCCAUACAGGGCUCUGGUCAAAAAGUAACACACUUUUUUUUUAGGGAUCAGGGUGCAGUUUGAGGCGCAGACUAUCUCCCUCUCAACAACGUUUACAAAGUGAAGAAUCUCAAACUGCUCCUUGAUUGUUGGACUCUCGGCGGGUGACGUGAAGUGAGGAUGCCAGGAGAGCGAUAUCAUUGCUGCUGUGACUGACUGCAACAAGAAACUACAGAUAUUUUCUUCUGAAAUAUUAUGAUGAUGAGGUAAAACUCUUGUUGGUGAUGUGUUUUGCCAAAUGGAAAACCACCAAACGGACAUCCUGUUUUUCCACAUAGAUACACAGAGAUGAUAUGCAUAAUGUCCUAUGCACUUUUACGUCUCACUCCCAUUGUGCAUAAUGCUUGACAGAGUCAUUUGAAGAUGAAAUACCUCAGUGGUUAUGCUUUUCAUUGUAUGAGUGAGUGAUCGGGAUGCACCCAGAAAAUGGCUCGUUCUUGAUUAUAACAUAAUUUAUGAUGUUUUUGGUCAUAUUUGUCCUUUUUUUUAUACACAGUUCUUAAUGAAAGUCAAAGCUGGAAUUUCUCAGUUCUUUUGGCCAUGCUGUAUCUGUUGACUUGUUACUUUGUAAGUUACAUAUUAUAUUUUAAUGCCUUUUUAUAUAGACUUUUUAAAAAUUCUAUUUUUGCUUUAAUAACCACCAAAGAUUCUUUAUUUUCAUUCAUUUUUAUAUAAAAUGGAGAGAAAAAAAUGCAUUGUGCAUUCAACUGUUAUAACAAUGACGUGUGUAUCUGACCAAAAAAUGUGAAGUUAACAGCUGGGGUUUUGUCUGCAAUGAUAACAAUAAAAUGCAAUUCUAGGGAUAAGUUA